Molecule: messenger RNA, 674 nt
Organism: Phaedon cochleariae (mustard beetle)
Lineage: Eukaryota; Metazoa; Arthropoda; Insecta; Coleoptera; Chrysomelidae
Source: the annotation of a GenBank genome assembly
AGUCUUGCUCUCACUAUCGACCCAAACGGCCCACCAUACAGAGCGUUCUGAAACUUUUGAAGCGCGAGUAAACGUUCCGAAGACGGAGAUAAAUAUAAUUAUAAACAAAUCAAUUCUGAUAAAUGUAUUCGAACUCACCAGAGGACAGUUUCAAGUUGUGCAACUGUGACAACAAUAACGUUCCGCUGGACACGAAGAUGAACAAACUGUUUGGCGACAAGAAAAUUGGAAAAAAGGAUGCCAAACUCAACAACAAUGACGUCAAGAAGGAGGUGAAAAGCGUAGAAGUCAGGAAAGAAGAAGUUCUAGCAAUAAGAAAUAGAUUUCCAACGAAAAUACCUGUAAUCGUACAAAGAUUUUUCAAAGAGACCCACCUGCCCCAAUUGGACAAGUCCAAAUUUCUAGUACCUCAAGAAAUCACAAUGUGCCAGUUUCAAACCAUAAUUAGGAACAGAAUACGUUUGAACCAGAACCAAGCCCUGUAUCUCCUAGUGAAUAACAAAUCAAUGAUGAGCUUGUCGCUCACUUUAGCUGAGGUCUAUACGGAGCACUCAGAAAAUGAUGGAUUCCUCUAUGUCACGUAUGCCUCACAAGAAGUCUUUGGUGAUGGCUCAAGAAGCACACUUAGACAUACUGUGAGGGAGAAUUGUAUGUUUGAUAUCGAAUUGGUUUAG